CAAACACAAAAACACCCAACUCUUUGUUUCGAAAGACACUCGGAAUAGUAGGUACAAAUCCCCACACCCCCCAUCUUUGUAAUCCAGACCAUAUGUCAGUUUAGACAAAUCGAUUCUGAUCAAUCUUACAUAAAUAUCGCCCCAAAAAUAAGGGUCGUCAAAACCAGACAGACAUAUGGGUAGGCCACGCAGUCUCCGCAGCAAAGCGGCCCACUUUGUCACUGAUAUCACUACCGGAUUGCUCAACCCCAUUUCUGACAAACCCUCCAAACCCUCUCCUCAUCCUCCUCCUCCUCAGGAAGAUGUGGAUGGGUCUAAAGGAAGUCAAAAUGGAACAAUGAGUGAAGAGAGUGAGGCUAAUCCGGCUGAUGGGCCGGAUACUUCUUCGUUUACUGCGUUUCUGUACUCGCUGUUAACAACAUCGGAGGAGUCAGGAGAUAAGAGUAAGAGUUCAGAUGACCAGGUUGAUGAGCAGAUGGAGAAGAGCAAUGUGCCGUCUGAUUCUGUGGUGAAAGCAAACGGUGGGAAGAGAAGCUUGUUUUCUAAGGGGAAGCACACGCUUGGUAAAGCUAUGUACCAGGCUGCAAGAUUUGGUGGGUAUCGGGGUCAAGAACGGAAGGGUGACCUUGAUGUAAAUGGUGAUGAUGGGAAGGACACGGAGUUUGCUGGAGUGGAGAUGAGGCAUAUGCAGAUAGCACAGAAGCCUGUGGCUUUGGUUCAUCUACCAGACACCUCUGAACCUUCUUUACUUCUUGCUGAGAAAACUAGAGUUGCUCUUUACAGUUCAUUCCCAGCGCUAGUUCAAGGAAGACGAUGGAUGCUACUAUAUAGCACAUGGAGGCAUGGUAUAUCACUUUCAACUCUCUACAGGAGAAGUAUGCUUUGGCCUGGCCUCAGUUUGCUGGUUGUUGGAGACCGUAAAGGUGCAGUAUUUGGUGGCUUGGUGGAGGCACCCCUAAGACCAACCAACAAGAAGUAUCAGGGAACAAAUGAUACAUUUGUUUUCACAAAUACAUCUGGCCAUCCUGUUAUAUAUCGCCCUACAGGUGCCAACCGCUAUUUCACACUUUGUGCUACUGACUUUUUAGCUAUUGGUGGGGGUGGUCAUUUUGCACUCUAUUUGAACAGUGAUCUAUUGAGUGGAUCAAGUUCAGUUUCAGAAACCUAUGGAAAUCCAUGUCUUGCAAACUCGGAAGACUUUGAUGUGAAAGAAGUAGAGUUAUGGGGUUUUGUGUAUGCUACCAAGUAUGAGGAAGUCCUUGCCGAAAGCCGUAUGGAGGCACCUGGGAUUUGCCGGUGGUGAAUGCUUCCUUGAACCUCAUUUCCUCUGAUGGUUAGUAUCGUCAACUUAGCUGAGGUUUAUUAGUGUUUCUGGGUCUGGAUGCAAAUAUGUUGCAUUAUGUGGUUGACUUUCCUUUUGGAGUUUGUAUAUACAAAUCUUCCAUGUACAUAAGAAAGAAUACACAAGCACUGUUCAAGGAAUUUUGGUUAUAUAGUACACUCACUAUGAUGAAAAUUUUAACAGAGAAAAACGCCUCACCCAGUGCGUUGCUAUGAUUAAAACCAAAGGAUAUGGUCUGUUUUGUUGAUUCUA
Molecule: messenger RNA, 1594 nt
Organism: Argentina anserina (silverweed cinquefoil)
Lineage: Eukaryota; Viridiplantae; Streptophyta; Magnoliopsida; Rosales; Rosaceae
Exons: 8
Coding region: 176-1303 (375 amino acids)
Source: RefSeq, a predicted model, not a curated record